Messenger RNA from Recurvomyces mirabilis, 1095 nucleotides. RefSeq lists its product as uncharacterized. Gene Ontology annotation, cellular component: membrane. The transcript is spliced from 7 exons. The record is from RefSeq and is a predicted model, not a curated record. Gene Ontology annotation, biological process: carbohydrate transport; transmembrane transport. The coding region runs from base 1 to 1095 and encodes 364 amino acids. NCBI's taxonomy places the organism in Eukaryota, Fungi, Ascomycota, Dothideomycetes, Mycosphaerellales, Teratosphaeriaceae. Gene Ontology annotation, molecular function: carbohydrate:proton symporter activity.
AUGCAUGCCAUCUUCUUGCUCAUCGGCUAUAUGGUGCAAGGAUGGGUGGGGUUCGGCUUCUACUUUUGGAAAGGUGGUGGGAGCAAUACCUGGCGUCCUCCGAUGGCACUAUCGAUCUUCUGGCCACUGUGUCUGCUUGCUGGCUUGCCAUUCCUGCCCGAGAGUCCCAGAUGGCUCUGCAUGCAAGGUCGUGAUGCCGAAGCAGAAAGAGUGCUCGUCAGACUGCAUGCCGAUGCGAGUGAUCCAGAUCACACCCUGGCUGCAGCAGAAUUCUACCAGAUCCGCAGACAAAUCGAGAUUGAUCGCACGUUGGGUAGUUCGUGGCUGCACAUAAUCAGGAAGCCGUCCUAUCGGAAGCGCGCCUUGCUAGCCAUCGGAAUAUGUGGCAUCUGCCAAUGUUCUGGCGUCCUGGUCAUCAACAACUAUGGUCCCACUCUUUAUAAGCAGCUUGGCUUUUCGCCUGUCAAGCAGUUGCUAUAUCCUGCAGCGUGGCUCACAUUCGCCUUCUUCAUGAACCUUGCGGCACCAUUCUUCGUCGAUCGAUUUCCCAGGCCAAAAUACAUAGCGUUUGGCGUACUAGGAUGUAUGGCAACGCUGAUCGUGGAGGCUGCUCUGGUAGCUACGUUCGUGGAAAACGCCACAUCGACCAAUACCUCUGCACUGCUCGCCUGCGUUGCCAUGUUCUUCGUCUUCCAAGUGUUCUACGGUCUCUGCUUGGACGGAACACAAUUCUCCUACCUUGGCGAGAUAUUUCCGACUCAUAUCAGGGCCAAAGGUAUUUGCUUAGGGGUGGCCAUGAUCAGUUUCAUGAACAUCGUCUGGCUACAAUCAGCCCCAGUUGCAUUUCUGAGCAUCGGCUGGAAGUUCUACCUCGCGAUGAUCAUUCCCGGCACGAUCGGCGGGAUUUGCAUGUGGAUCUUCUUUCCCGAUACUAAGGGCAUCCCACUCGAGGAAGUUGCCGCCAUUUUCGGUGAUGCAGCUGAGGUCGCGGUAUAUGAGCGCGAGAUCGAUAUCGACCCAACAACUCACUCUAUCAUUGCAGGCCAGAAGGGUGAGAAGAUCGAACAGAUCGAGCGAGAGGGCAGCGACGUCUAG